AUGUCUACGCCUUCGCCCCCUGGGGCCCCCAAACCGUCACCGCCGGCUAUGAUGCCGGUUACCCCUCUGCCGGACACCCUUUGCGUCCCGCCCCCGCCCCCCAAGACGGCGCAGUCGGCCAAGAGAGCUCGGACUGCAGACGAGGAAGUCCGUCACGCCCACGCCUCCACCGCCUCCCCUGCUGCUUCCGGCCCCCUCACGUCCCUCGCCGGGACCCUCAUCUCUGAAGCUCUCGCCAAAGCGGAGGUCUACCGCUCCUUCGCCGCCUUCCUCGACACCGAACUCGCCCGCCUCUCCGUAGUCUCGCCAGCCCACGCACGUGAAGCUGACCACCUCGCAAGGACUAUCACCACUGCCCUGCAGAAAAGUUCUGCUUCUUCACUGCUCUCGCUUACCCCGGACUCCACCGCCCCAGCAGGCAAGAAGGUUUCUACUUCCUCCGCCCCGACAAGCAAAGGGAAGGGGCCCAUUUCCUUUGCAGAAGCUGCCGCCCGCGGUGCGGAUUCCACUCCCGCCUCCCGCUCUACUUCCCGCUCCCACUCCAGCCCCACCCGUAAGGCUACGCUGCCCCAAAGUGACGGCCGCGUCUUUCUCCGACUAGAUAGGGACUCCCCUUUCGCCAACAACGACGCCUUCGCCAUUCGCAAGGAGGUUCAGUCUCUUCUUCGACUCGCCCCUACUGAUAUCCCUGGCUGCCAUAAGGUCCCCUCUGGCUUUGCCCUCGUGCCCAAAGACGACGCUGUCCGCCAGACCCUCCUGGCCCACAAAGAUGAGAUUGGUGCCCGUUUUGGCUGCGUCCAAGUCGAAGUGCCCAAGAAAUGG
This is a messenger RNA of Neurospora tetraspora, 822 nucleotides long. RefSeq lists its product as uncharacterized. Lineage: Eukaryota; Fungi; Ascomycota; Sordariomycetes; Sordariales; Sordariaceae. The annotation marks the transcript as partial. The record is from RefSeq and is a predicted model, not a curated record. The transcript has a single exon.